Messenger RNA from Hyaena hyaena (striped hyena), 2283 nucleotides. It is a transcript of the gene GM2A, whose product is annotated as GM2 ganglioside activator. The coding region runs from base 186 to 767 and encodes 193 amino acids. The transcript is spliced from 4 exons. Gene Ontology annotation, molecular function: lipid carrier activity; enzyme activator activity. Gene Ontology annotation, cellular component: cytoplasmic side of plasma membrane. The record is from RefSeq and is a predicted model, not a curated record. Gene Ontology annotation, biological process: lipid transport; ganglioside catabolic process. NCBI's taxonomy places the organism in Eukaryota, Metazoa, Chordata, Mammalia, Carnivora, Hyaenidae.
GAGUCGGGAGAGAGAGAGCUACCACCAGGCCUAGGAACCUCAGAUCCAGACCGGGCGGGGCAAACCUCAGCGCUCAGCUUUGCAUAGCAAUGUCCGGCUUUGCAUAAUAAAUGAAGGCAAGUAUUUAAAGGCGUCGUCGCCGACGCAGACCUAGUAGUUAGGCCUGCGCAGACCUAUCGCUUGCGAUGAGUCCUCAGAUACAGGCUCAGCUCCUGCUCGUCUUGGGCUUGCUUCUCGCCAGCCCUGCGGUACCUGCGGAUGCCCUCCUGAAACAGCUCAGCAGCUUUUCCUGGGAUAACUGUGAUGAGGGCAAGGACCCUGUCGUGAUCAAAACCCUGACUCUGAAACCUGACCCCAUUGCCUUUCCUGGGAACUUGACUGUCAGCGCUGAGGCCUGGACCAAAGUCUCCCUCAUUAGUCCUCAGAAGGUGGAAUUGACCUUGGAAAAAGAAGUUACUGGCUUCUGGGCCAAAAUCCCGUGUGUGGAACAAAUUGGCAGCUGUACCUAUGAAGACUUCUGCCAAAUAAUUGACACCUUUACUCCCCCUGGGGAGCCCUGCCCAGAGCCCCUGCGCACCUAUGGACUUCCCUGCCACUGUCCCUUCAAAGCGGGCAUCUACUCACUGCCUGAGAGUGAUUUCACCCUGCCCGAGCUGGAGGUGCCCAGCUGGCUCAGCUCCGGCAACUACCGCAUCAAGACGGUCCUCAGCAGCUACGGGGAGCGUCUGGGCUGUGUCAAGAUCUCUGCCUCGCUGAAGGGCAAAUAAGGUGGCGCCAGCCACACAGCAGAAUGAAGGGGGACCAGGAAGAGAGCCCCCUUCUUCUGUCUUGCCUUUGCUAAGGUCCAGUCCUGACUCUCUGUCCCCCUUCAGGCCCAUUUCUGCAAUGAUGCAGUACCCUUGCUGAAAAUCAUUUUAUUCCGCUGACAUUUUAGACAUGGCUAGGCAGCGCCAACCUAGGGAGGAGCUGGGCAGUUCUUGAUAGCCCGAGACACCUGCUGUACCUGCUGCUUCAUUUUCCUCCUCAACCCAAUGGCUUUCUCAGAGCUUAACUCAGUUUGUAAACAGUCAAGGAAUAGGACCAAUAUAUUUUGUAACCUCAAGCUCAGACUGACCCAAUCUUGGUUUCCUGAAAUAUCUUCAUGAUCUUCUUUAAAAAAAAAAAAAAAAAAAAUUUUAUUUUUUUUUUGGUCAGUGACUCCAAAGCAGAAUGAGAGUAUUAACAGUUGUUUCAUUCCAGUCCCCUCUUACAACGAAGGGGCUGCAGUAGCUCAUCUUGGGCUGUUCCUCCGUUAACUCCUACGAUUAAUUCAGUAUUCUUUUCUAGAUUUGUUCACUGAACAGUGGGACAUAGCAUAUCCUGGAGAGGCAGGGCAUAUGGUGGAGGGCUGUUCUGGGAGAGGGAUUUAAGAAUGCUCUCAUGUGUCUAAGAUAGUUUACAAACUCAGGUGCCUACAGAGCUGAGCACAAGCGACCAGGGCCACCAGGAACAUAUUGCUUCCAGGCGUGUCAUCUUUUUUCCCCUUUUUAUGGCAGCAUAUAUCCAUUGUUAUAAGGCAGCUGAUGUCCAGUCUUGAGCUGGAUAUUAUCAGAGAUGGCGGGGCCUGGGAUGAGUUAGAAAGGAUGCAUUCAGCCCUUAGGGGCAUCUGGUGUGAAGCUAUGGCCACUUGGUGUCAUAGGAGAAUGUUGUGGCCUCAGUAUUGCCAAAUAUUCUCAAUCCCCCCCCCCCCCCCGGCAAAGCCCAGAAAUCCAGACUUUUCUAUGAAAUCUUACAGUUUUUAAAUAUUGGCAACUGAUGAAAACACUGUGCAGGCCAAAAGGGCCUAAAAGACUUGUCAGUGGGGAAAUACGGCCCUGGAUGGCCACUUUGCGACCUCUGACAUACGAACCUGCAUUCCCUGUCCUUCUGGUCGUGGGACCGCUCCUCCUGUACUGUCCCUCCCUCCAUACGGCCAAACCUAGGUGUCUGACCCACGGAGUAGGCUCUUCUAGCCCUCAGGGAGGGGGACGCAGCCUCUCCAAGCUGUGAGCUGUGGGGAUCAUGAGGUCUCAGCCUGGGAACGCUGUCAGGGUGGCUGGGGCAAACACUGAAAGAGCUAGAACCCACCAGCAGCUGCUCUGUGGAGCAAGGAUUCCAUGAAGAAGGGUGGACUUACAUCGGGUGCCUGGAUUUGUCCAUCAUCCUGUCCUCCACAACAACUUACUAACCCACGGAUCACCCCCAGCUUCUGGGCUCAUUUGGAGCCCGGAAUGACAAUAAACCUUUUUAACUUGCUGACAAUUC